UCAUCUUGACAUUAAGGGGAACUUCCCAUGUGUGCUCUCAGUAUACGAACUAGCGAUUUCUCGGUCGCAGAUAUAGUUAUAAAUGACUUUCAGCCCUCGCUCUUGGUUCUGAUCGCGGCAAAUUCGGUCUAGAGCAUCAUGGAGGCUGAUCAGCUCCCAAAGUAUAGCAUGCUGGAGCCCAGCAUGGAAAAUCCGACUUUGCUUGACGGGCCACAGGUUCAAGAUGAUGGACGGAUUAAUAUCGACCUUGACUCCAAGCUCUGCAGGACACUCUCAAAACUGAUCCCGAUUCAACACCAGGAGCCGCCCUCUUCGCCACCACCACCUUAUUCCCUGGAGAAUACUUCUUGCAAACUUCAACUAAAUAUCGUCAUUCAAGUUGUCGGCAGCCGCGGCGAUGUCCAGCCCUUUAUCGCGCUGGGGAAUGAGCUUCAGCUUCAUGGCCACCGAGUGAGACUGGCAACACAUGGUGUAUUCGAGUCGUUUGUUCGUGAUUCCGGCCUCGAGUUUUAUCCCAUCGGCGGGGAUCCUUCAGAGCUCAUGGCUUAUAUGGUAAAGAAUCCCGGGCUGAUACCCCAGAUGCAAAGCCUACAGGGCGGUGAUAUCCAACGCAAGCGUGCCAUGGUUGCGGAAAUGCUUCAGGGUUGUUGGAAUUCCUGUAUAAGCGAUGAUCCAGUUACGAGGACGCCCUUUGUAGCGGAUGCGAUAAUCGCGAACCCACCGAGCUUUGCCCAUGUCCAUUGUGCACAGGCUUUGUCGAUUCCCCUCCACCUGAUGUUUACUAUGCCUUGGACAAGUACCAGAGCCUUUCCGCAUCCCCUAGCGAACCUCAAGUACUCAACCACCGAACCAAAAAUGGCGAACCAUCUUUCAUACGGGAUUGUUGAGUGGAUGACAUGGCAAGGCCUUGGAGAUAUCAUCAAUCGCUGGAGGGAUUCACUCGAUCUCGAGCCUAUACCGACUACUGAAGGGCCUGGUUUGACAGAGACCCUAAAGGUGCCCUUUACCUACUGCUGGUCCCCGAGUCUCGCCCCCAAACCGUCUGACUGGAAAUCGAAUAUUGAUGUCUGCGGUUUUUUCUUCCGCUCUCCCCCUUCCUAUACACCUCCUGCCGAGCUAGAUUCAUUCCUUCGGAAUGGAAGUACGCCGGUAUACAUUGGCUUCGGUAGUAUUGUAAUCGACGACCCGGCUGCGAUGACGACGAUAAUAGUCAACGCUGUGAAGUCUCUCGGAAUCCGAGCAAUCGUCUCUCGUGGCUGGAGCAACCUUGGUGAACCUUCAUCCAACGAUCAAAUAUUCUACCUCGGCGACUGUCCACACGAGUGGCUGUUCCAGCAUGUAGCCGCUGUUGUCCACCACGGAGGCGCAGGAACCACCGCAUGUGGGUUACGUUUUGGGAAAUCAACCACGAUCAUUCCGUUCUUUGGCGAUCAGCUCUUCUGGGGUGAAAUGGUCGCAUCCCGCGGUCUAGGCCCAAAGCCUAUCCCAUAUAAGUCUCUUACUACGCAUAAGCUGGCCGACGCCAUUCGUUUCUGUCUUCAACCUACGGCGCAGUCGGCAGCGCGGGAUGUUGCUAAGCGAAUGAGCCAUGAAAACGGUGUAUCCGCCGCAGUCGCCUCCUUCCAUCGGAAUCUCCCAGUGAAUACCAUGGCAUGCGACGUACUAGAUUCCGAGGCCGCCGUCUGGCAGUGGGGGAAAGGCACCAAACGUCCCAUCUAUUUAUCGAAAGUCGCCGCAGCAAUUCUGUUAGACCAUCAUCGCUUGAAGCUGAGUGACCUCCAGCCCUACCAAACACACCCUGUCCUCAUCCAGAACCGACGAUGGGAUCCCGCCACAGCAACCGCUGCCUCACUGCUAGGUACGAGCCGUAAUAUCCUCAAAGCGACUGGGGAUAUUGCCUAUCGUCCGUAUAAAGAAUUUCGUCGCUCCCCACAAAGCCAUCCGGACCUUCUCUCCGACAUAUCUAGCCCUCGAUCCCUUAGUGUUGCGUCAGAAACAGACGCAGACGCAACUUCAAGUCCAGCAGGAUACAAGCAGUCAAUGCUGAAAACAACAGGCACCGCAAUGGGAAGCUCAGCCAAAAGCCUAGGUAAGGUGUUUGGCUACUGGUCCAAAGGCAUGCUAGUAGACAUCCCCCUGGCCGCGAGCGAGGGCCUCCGAGCCGUACCGCGAUUAUACGGCGACGAGGUAAAAGAACACGGGAACGUCCAGGACUGGAAAUCCGGCGCUACUGUCGGAGGAAAGAACUUUGUGCAUGGUAUGGCGGACGGAUUUAGUGAUCUCGUCAUGCAGCCCUACCAGGGUGGCCAGCUGGAGGGGGCGAGGGGUGUAGUAAAAGGGUUUGCGAAGGGGACUCUGGGGAUGACUACUAAAGUGUCUUCAGCGGCGUUGGGCCUAGUUGCGUAUCCGGCGCAAGGCGCGAUGAAAAGUCUGUAUACAGCAACACACUCCAAAACGCGGAAACGUAUACUCCAGGCGCGCAUUUUGGAAGGAAAGUAUUUGGCAGAGAAUUCACCGAUGGGGCAAAAAAAUCGGCGGGCUGUUAUUCAGCGCUUCGAGGCCGCGUGCCGCAAUUAUUGAGCUAGGGGUAUUUGAAGCGGUAAGAGUGGUGGUGUCGAGGAGGCUUCGGGCGAGAAUUGAGAUU
Messenger RNA from Aspergillus versicolor CBS 583.65, 2644 nucleotides. RefSeq lists its product as uncharacterized. Bases 139 to 2580 code for a protein of 813 amino acids. The record is from RefSeq and is a predicted model, not a curated record. Gene Ontology annotation, biological process: carbohydrate metabolic process. Gene Ontology annotation, molecular function: hexosyltransferase activity; UDP-glycosyltransferase activity. NCBI's taxonomy places the organism in Eukaryota, Fungi, Ascomycota, Eurotiomycetes, Eurotiales, Aspergillaceae. The transcript is spliced from 6 exons.